GGGACGGCUGCAACUGCUUCCCUCUGCUGGCUGCUGCUCCCCGGGCACGGCUCCGGACAGACAGACGGAUGUGUGCACAUCUGUACCCAUGCACUGCCCAACGCGCUGCAUCCACGGCACCCAGCCCUGAUGGCAGCUUGGGGGCUGCAGCUGUGGAUUGGGGAUGGGGUACCCAACACUGCCCCAGAGAGAUGCCCUGGGAUGGUGGGGACAGAGCUGCAGCAUCAAGCUCUGUUGGCUCAGCAGAAUGAGACCCUUCUCUGGGUCUGGGUUCGUCACCAGAGGACAGAGGGGAGGUGACAGGCUUUGCUGAAGCUCCGUGACCUCAUGGCUGUGGGAAAGUGAUUUUCCCAUGGUGGCGAUGCAGUGAGCAGCCCCAGCUGGUGAGGGAAGAGACCGCGAUGUUGGUGGCCCAGCAGUGUCACUGACAUCCCCACCUGCUGGAGCAGAGCUGGAAGGGACAGCCCAGUCUGCUCCCUUCCAAAUUCCUGGGGUACACCAACCCUGAGUGCGUGCCCCUUGCAGGGACCCACCUGCUCCAGAGCCCCGUGGGGACCGAGCUGACCCCCAUCUGUGCCCAACAUCCCAAACUGGGGCUGCUGGGACAGCCGGGACCGGUGCCAGCAUGGUGAUGUUGGCCUCGGGGAGCACGAACCAGUUCCUGACUGCACAGCGAGCCCUGCCCUGUUAAUGAGGGAUAAUGAGGUGCCUCUCCUGGUGCUGCAGACUUGCCCCCUGGCCAUGCUGGCUGCCAGCGCUGCCCCCAGCAGGCAUCAGCCCCAGACGGUGACCCCAGUGCAGCUCUGCGGGGUUUUGUCCCCUUUCUCUGACUUUUUUUAAAAUUUUGCUGAGCGAAGGGCUCUGCACACUCAGCACCUCUGGGUUCAUCCCCCAACCCGGGAUGCUGCGACUGUCGCUCUGUUCAGCAGCUCAUGGCCAGCGCCAUGACCCCAGUUGUCCCCACAGGCACAGCACAGCAGGGCCAGCUUCUGCCAGGGGCUGGCAUGGGAACAGACGGAGCUGUCAUGGUCGGGAACGAGACAGGCUGGAAAGGCGCCGGUGUUUUGCUGCUGGGAAAGGAGGACUCUGGCAGGACUGGGCUGCGCCACACAGCCCCAUCCCUGCUCAGUGCGGUCACAUGGAGCUGGAGAUGCUGUCUUCACUGUGGGACAGACUGGGGACACCAAGUCCUUGGGGAGGAGGGGGGGGGAAUGGGGGCACAGGAGCUCUGUGCUGGAUGCUGAGGGAUUGGAGCAGCUCCCUUGGGUGCAGGGCUGAUGGGUGCACAGCCACCUCGGGAUGGUGGCAUGGACAUUUCCAUCUGCGGAUGUUCCCCUCCCGGCUCCCUCCCCAUGGUCCCUUCAUGGUUGGUGCUGCACCCACAGCAUCGUGCCCAGGCAGCACUGCAUCCUGUAGCCCCACGCUUAAGACCCACAGAUCUCUUCUACAGCUUCUACUGCACCCCACAGCCCUCUAUCCUGGCUGCUUCUGAACCCCAUAGCCCCCUGCCCCAGAUAGCCCCGCACCCACAGCCCUCUGUCCUUAUUGGUGCUGCUCCCCAGAAUCCCACUGCACCCCACAGCCCCUUCCUGGCUUAGAAGUGCCCCCAGAGCCCCCCCUGCCCAGCUGGCACUGCACCCCAUAGCUCCACAUGCGGGUGCCGUUGCCCUCCACAGCCUUGCAACCAUCCCAUGCUGCACCCCUGCAGCCCCAGCACUGCAGCUCCAUGCCUUGCCGUCUCCCUGCCGUGCCUUUGCCGACGCCGUGCCCUGGGCUGUUUGCACGGGGCCCCAGGGCCGGACCCGCCCGCAGGCACCCCGACGGCACCGCGCAGGUGGGUGCAGCGGGGCGGCAUCGGGCCCGGCCGGGCUUCGCCUGGGCGUGAAGGGCGCUGCACGGCGCUGCACGGCGCUGCACGGCAGGAGGGGCCAGGCGAGGCGGGGAUGGAAUGCAAGUGGGAGAGCGGCCGGGCGUGUGGCAACAGAUCCUGGGGAGCGCGGAGCCGGGGAUCCCACACGCUGCGUGGGGCAGGACGCCCAGCUCAGCCGUAGGGACGGCGGAAUGGGGCGUCCCGUCGCUGCCGCCCCGCUGUGAGAACCGGCGGGGGGCACCGAGCUGCGGGGUCCCGACGGCCGCGGGGGGAGGGGUGGAAAUCCCCGGCGGGGGAUGCGCGGCUGCGGGAGCCGAGGAGCCGCCAUGACCCCCGAGAAGGUGCUGCGGGAAGGGGUGCUGGAGAAGCGCAGCGGGGGGCUGCUGCAGCUCUGGAAGAAGAAGCGGUGCCUGCUGACCGAGAAGGGGCUGCAGCUCUUCGAGCCCAAGGGCUCGCGUCGAAAGGAGCUGAGCUUCGCCCGCAUGAAGGCGGUGGAGUGCGUGGAGUGGAAGGAGCGGCACAUCUACUUCACGGUGGUGAUGGACGACAGCCACGAGAUCGACUUCCGCUGCGCCCAGGAGGACCCGGGCUGGAACGCCGCCAUCACCAUGGGCCUCGUCCGCUUCAAGAACCAGCAGGCCAUCCAGGUGGUGCGGGCACGGCACAGCUGCAGGGCAGUGGUGCAGUACGACGCAGCUGCAGUGGGACAGCGCGCGGCUGUGCAGCAUCCCCGGAGCAGGAUGGAGACGGCGCUCAGCUCAGUGGGAGGAGGGGAGAAUAGGAUCCCAGCCGGCAACUGAGCCCUCGGGGCUCCCCAGGAAGGCCAGUGCAGGCACCGGCCCCAGUGCCGUGGGGCAGGACAGUGAGGCACCAGGGCAUGGCUGCGGGGCUCCGGCUGCGCCCGCUUGGACCGAUGGGGCAGAGGGCACAGCCAGGGCCACACCAGGGGCUCCCGAAGGUGAUGGAUGUGGCCAGGCCCAUGGCGGACUGGUGGAGACCCCCGGGCCUCUCCUGCAGGACAGGGGAUGGGAUGGGUGAGGCCGACCUGAAGGAAGCAGCGCGGUGCUGAGCCAUGGGACAUCGGAUGUGGAUGGGGACACAAACCCCCUGAGACCCCGCAUGGUGGAAGGACUGGAGAGGGGACCCCUCGGUCACCAUGCCGGGAUGGUGCGGUGACACGGCUGUGCCGCUGGAUGCUGCCCUGGGGAUGGCAAUGUGACACUGUGGCCCCCAACUCCUCGUACUGACUGUACCCCCAACAUGUCCUUCUGCUGCUUUGUUCUUUUUGCUUUCUUUUGCGGGACCACACAGUAUAUGGGAGAACACUAACCCUGCACAGAGCUUCACAGAUUGUACAUAGACAUCCCCUUAAAUCUGCCAGCAUCCCACAGCCAGGCUCCUGUGCCCCCCACCCUGCUGUCCCCGGCUGUUCCCCUGGUGGCUGGGGUUGGGUUAGGGUCAGGGUUAGGGUCAGGUCUUGCUGCCAGGCGGUGCAGGCAGGACAGCAGCAGGGGAAGGGAUCCCUCACAAUGGGGCUGUGCCCGGACAGGCUGUGCUGAUGUGAGUGCCCGGAGCUGCAGAGCUCCACAAGCUGCAGCCUGAGCCCCACAGCCCGGGGCUGUGCAGAUCUGCUGGGAGCACACCCGGCUGCGUGGGAACAGCACAGCACAGUGGCCCUCUGGCCCGGCCCUGUGCCAAACCAGCUCUGGGUGUUUCUGGGGAGGGACGGUGGCACAGUCAGUGCCUGCUUGUCAUGCACCGUGCCCCUUCCAAGCAGAUCUUGGAUGGAUUUCCACCCAUCUGCCUCUCUCUGGUAUUAAGAAUUGGGUUUUUUAAUAGGGUGUGCAGGGGUGAGCUGGGGGCACGCUGUGUGCACGCAGACCCACACGCAUGGAGCACAGGGCAGCAGCAGCACAGGUGUGAUUCCUGCAGGAAGGUUCUCAGUGGGUUUGCAGGGGGAAGCUCCUUCUGAGGAGCCCCAUGAGCUCUGCAGCAGUCUAAGGAUGCAAGGACUUCAAGGGGUGCUUCCAGAUCAGCCCAAGGACACACAGGAAGCUUCUCUAAUGCUGUAGGAGGUAGAGAAACCAUAGCAGAGGGGUGAGAACCACACAGCCCCUGCAGCACUGGGACCCCGGGGGCACUGAGCACAGCUGCAGGUGGGCGCUGAGCCCCGGGAUGGAGCAGGGUGCCUGGGGCUGCCUGAGUUCAAAGCCUGAAAAUCCAGCUGUGCAACUCUGUCCUGGGUUGGCACCCACGGUGCUGCGCUCAGCCCCUCGUGCAUCCUGCCCUUAGACCCUUACAGCCCUCCUUUGGAUGCUCUCUGAUAGCUCUGCUCCGAUUCCAUGCCUGGAGGUGAUGCCCCCAGGUCUCUGAGCUGUCCCACCCCUUCCCACUCAGCCCACAGGGUCUGCCCCCCCCCCAGCCCUGCAGUGCCCUCAAUGUUUGGGGUUGGCUCUGAGCGUUGGGAUGGGAAUGGCUGUGUUUGGGGUGUGAGGUCCCAGGGGACAGCAGAGGCUCAGCUGUUGUUUCUAACUCUGUCCUGGCUGCCCUGGGAAGCCCGCAGGCUCUGUAAUCACCUCUGGGGUCAAUGGAAAGGGGUACAGUUCCUGGUAGAGGGCAAGAAUGGAUGAGUGGGAUGGCCCCAGGGCCAAGAGUUGGGGAUGGGACCCACCAGCAUUGCUGGAAAGCCACGUCAGGGGCAGCAGCUUUGUGUGGGGUGUCCAAACCACUUGUAGGGGUCAGAUGUCUUGAAUUUGGGGCUCUGACACCUUCAGGAUGUGGCACAGAAGGAUAUGGUCAGUGGGUAUGGUGGGGAUGGGUUGGGUUGGACUUGGGCGUCUCAGAGGUCUUCUCCAGCAUUAAUGAUUCCCGGGGUCCAACCUCCCCAUACAGCUCUGGGAAUUCAGUGUUGGCAUCCAUCUCCUCAGAGACAGCCCAGAACAGCCCCUGCUUUGAAUCAGUGUGUCCCAAGCACUGGAUUAUUUUGCAAAGAAUUUGAUCUCACACUGAUCUUCCCCAUAGAUUUCCAGAUUGUCCCCAUCCUACACAUGAAGAGCUCAGAGGGCAUCUCGUAAAACUACAGGCGACAUCUCAUAAAGCAACCCCAGUGUCUCCAGGCAGCUCAUCACCGUGUGUGAGACAGUGGCAGGGACCCAAAAUGUCCCCAUGACAUCAGGGGGAUGGGGACACCCACACCUCCUGCUGGUCCUAUGGCUGCUGGUCCUACAGCUCAAAGCCUAGGGCUGAGGGGAGCCCCCAUCCCUCCCCUCCUCCUCCACCCAGGUCCCUACAGAGGACGAAACCUGAGCCUGGAGCCAAUGGCAUCCCAAAAUUGCCUGCGCUGCACCCCGAGCCCCAUUCCCCAGGCAGGGCUGUGAGGAAUGCAGGGUCUUUUGUCACCAGCUAAAUUUGGCUCCUCUGUGUGCAGAGAACAAUCCCAAGGAGAGAUGCUGGAGGCACAGCCCCGCGGGCAUCUUGCCUUAUAAAGGGCUGCCAUAACACCUCCUCCUGCAGCCUGGGAUCCACCACGCUGAUCCUGUUCCUGCUGGGAUCAGAGCAGGUGAAGCCAGGAUGGGACUGCGACUGCCACUGCCAC
Molecule: messenger RNA, 5465 nt
Organism: Phasianus colchicus (ring-necked pheasant)
Lineage: Eukaryota; Metazoa; Chordata; Aves; Galliformes; Phasianidae
Gene: PHLDA3
Product: pleckstrin homology like domain family A member 3
Biological process (GO): intrinsic apoptotic signaling pathway in response to DNA damage by p53 class mediator; negative regulation of phosphatidylinositol 3-kinase/protein kinase B signal transduction; positive regulation of apoptotic process
Cellular component (GO): plasma membrane
Molecular function (GO): phosphatidylinositol phosphate binding
Source: RefSeq, a predicted model, not a curated record